CUCCCAGAGUCCCUGCGUCACCAUCUGUGGAGUGAAGCGCGUAGUGUUUCGGGAGCAGCUCAGAAGGCUGGGGCCUAGUAAGCUUCCCCCGUAAUGCCACUGCACGCGACCGCCGUAUCCACACCCCCCUCAACACAAAGAGGUACUCAUCGUCGUCGCCCAGCAUCCACGCUUUUGUAGAGGGAUAUGCGGUGCAUCACACGUCCCAAUAAAUACAUACCUACAUAGGUACAUAGGUACCAAGGUAUCGACCACUGUAUACAGUGCAUGUCAUAUGUAUGUACCCAAGGUACUUGCCUAUCUCGAGCGUGGUUGCCAUCGCCUCGAGUGUUCCUGCCUGGCUGCGCCAUCCCGUGGCCAUAUGAUGCGUCAUUCGGCCUUGGCCCGUGCAUCGCAGCUUCCCCAGGCUAUAGAUAAGCUCUUGCCCCAACAACCAUACUCUUCUCUCUCCAUCUGUCCUUGACACUUCGUCAAAGACUCUUCCAAACCAUCUUCCCAUCUCUAUCAAUUCAUCUUUCCUCCUUUUCUCUUUGUUACCACAGCUCGCCGUGCGAGUCCAAGCCGUUCAUCCAUCCAUCCAUCAUGAGGUACUCAGCCCUCUCUCUGCUGCCUGCUCUCGCAGCUGCCUCGCCUGUUCUCCAGGUGGGCACCAUCCACAACGAUGCCGCUCCGGUGCUGUCAUCAGUACAUGCCGAAGAGGUGCCCAACUCGUACAUGAUCGUCUUCAAGAAGCACGUCAAGGACACCCACGCAAAGGAGCACCAUGCCUGGGUUCAGAGCGUCCACUCCAAGAGCAACGACGAGCGAAUGGAGCUUCGCAAGAGAUCGCAGUUCCCGUUGACCACCGAGGUCUUUGACGGACUCAAACACACCUACAACAUGGCCGGCCGCCUGAUGGGCUACUCGGGCCACUUCGACGACGAGACGCUGGAGCAGAUCCGCAGACAUCCCGAUGUCGACUACAUCGAGAAGGAUUCCAUCGUUCACACCAUGGGCGACAAGGAUGACUACGAAACCGAGAAGAACGCUCCUUGGGGUCUCGCCCGUAUUUCCCACCGCGAUUCGCUCAGCUUUGGUACCUGGAACAAGUACCUAUACUCUGGUGAUGGCGGCGAGGGUGUCGAUGUCUACGUCGUCGACACCGGCACAAACUACAAGCACGUCGACUUUGAGGGUCGCGCCCACUGGGGCAAGACCAUUCCCAGCGGCGAUGCCGACGAGGAUGGUAACGGUCACGGCACUCACUGCUCUGGUACUGUCGCCGGAAAGAAGUACGGUGUUGCCAAGAAGGCCAGCGUUUACGCUGUCAAGGUUCUCCGCUCCAACGGUUCCGGCACCAUGUCCGAUGUCGUCAAGGGUGUUGAGUACGCUGCUCAAGCUCACGAGGCCGAGGUCAAGAAGGCCAAGGAUGGCAAGCGUAAGGGUUUCAAGGGCAGCGCUGCCAACAUGAGCUUGGGUGGUGGCAAGUCCACCACUCUGGAUCUCGCUGUGAACGCCGCUGUCGACGCUGGUAUCCACUUCGCCGUGGCUGCCGGUAACGACAAUGCCGACUCCUGCAACUACUCUCCCGCUGCCGCCGAGAACGCCGUCACUGUCGGUGCCUCGACUCUUCUCGAUGAGCGUGCCUAUUUCUCCAACUACGGAAAGUGCAACGACAUCUUUGCUCCCGGUCUCAACAUUCUCUCCACCUGGAUCGGCUCUGAGCACGCCACCAACACCAUUUCCGGUACUUCCAUGGCCUCUCCCCACAUUGCUGGUCUUUUGGCCUACAUGCUGUCUCUCCAACCUGCCAAGGACUCAGCCUACGCUGUCGCCGACAUCACCCCCAAGAAGCUCAAGGCCAACCUCAUCUCCAUCGCCACCGUCGGUGCCCUCUCUGAUGUUCCCAGUAACACCAAGAACAUCCUCGCAUGGAACGGUGGGGGCUCCUCCAACUACUCCGACAUCGUCGACAAGGGCAGCUACACUGCCAAGAACGAGGGGUCUAAGACCAUCACCAUCCCCUCUGUCUCUGACAUCGAGGAGGGUAUCGAGGCUGAGUACCAGAAGGCCAAGUCUGCCGCUAGCCGCACAGGCGGUCAUCUUCAGGACAAGCUUGAUCAGUUGAGCAACAAGAUCGAGGACUUUGUCGCCGAGGAGAUGGAGAGCUUCUUUGAAGAGUUCAAAGACCGCGUUGCCCGCGAGUAAGUUAUUGGAGACGGAUACUUGCAUAUUGACUGGGUCAUGCAUACUAUAGGAAUGUUCCAUAGUAUGUCAUUAUAUGUAUGGGCUGGGUCGGUUUAGAUUAGGCGCUGGAAAUUUUGAUGCGUUUUCUUUCCAUUUCCUUGCUGUAUUCGCUGAGUAUGUACAUCUCAUCAUCUCUUUGAGCGAUCAUUAUGUAUUUGUUCCCCAUGAUCACUACCUCCCUGACUAUCGACGCGCAAUAUGUGAC
Molecule: messenger RNA, 2431 nt
Organism: Periconia digitata
Lineage: Eukaryota; Fungi; Ascomycota; Dothideomycetes; Pleosporales; Periconiaceae
Source: the annotation of a GenBank genome assembly